Molecule: messenger RNA, 1315 nt
Organism: Adelges cooleyi (spruce gall adelgid)
Lineage: Eukaryota; Metazoa; Arthropoda; Insecta; Hemiptera; Adelgidae
Exons: 2
Coding region: 66-809 (247 amino acids)
Source: RefSeq, a predicted model, not a curated record
GUCGGUACAUUCGUAGGACACACACACACGCAUACACGCACAUCACGCAAACGCACCCGAUCAAGAUGACCGUUUCCAGGAGCAACAGCGGCAGCAGCAGCAGCACGAGCGGCGGUGGACGUUGGACGUUGUUGUGCGUGGCCGCUCUGGCGUUCGGCCGGUCGGACGCUUGCGGCCACGCCGAAGACCCGGUGGCUUGCCUCAAGAUGAAGGCCAUCGCCACGCUCGACCGGGCGUCCCGGGCGGACAGCAUACCGCUGGCGGAUUCGCUGAGCCUGGUGCGACGGGACGGCGACCGUCCGGACCGCGCCGGCAGGGCCGUCACCGAGACCGAACUCGAAGCCGCGGUACCGGCCGCCGGCGAUCCGGACACCAGGCACGACAAGCUCAACCGCAUGUUGUUCGACACCGUGGCCAGGCUGAUCAACGGUUACGUGCUCAGAAUCGGAUUGCCCAGCAUGACACCCGAACAGCUGAGGACAUCCAUCGAAGAAGGACGAGGAAAAAUGAAGAAAACCAUGGGCAUGAUGAUGACUGGCAUGGCGAUGAAAGCCAUGAUGAUCAUCCCGUUGGCGAUCGGCGUGCUGUUCCUGAUGGCCGGCAAAGCCUUGAUCAUUAGUAAAAUCGCUCUGAUCCUGUCGUUGAUCAUCGCACUCAAGAAGCUGAUGAUGAGCAAGUCCUCCGAGCACGUGGUGCACGAGGCGCAUCCGUCAAGUGGUUGGGCGUCGGGCGGCGGUGCGGGCGGUGGAUGGGACAAGAGGUCGGCGUCGGUGGCCAAUCAAAUGGCGUACAGCUCAUACAAGCAAUAAGAUGCCAUCAAAGCGAACAACUUAACUAAUCAACGUCUCUGUGUGUAUGAUGUCAUUGAUUUUAUAAUAUUCACAGAAAACCAGACUUAACUGAUCUAUACACGAACCCGAAGGCGGCCGAUUUCAAACGGUAUUUCCGCAGAUAAAAAUUAAAAUAUGGAAAUCCCGCAUGAAAACGGUUGCCGCGCCGGAUUUAUGUGCAGCGAGUGGCUUAUUUGUAUAUUAUAAAAUCAACGAUGUUAACGAUUUUCAUAUUUAUUAUCGCGCCUUAAAUUAUUUAUUGAUCAUAAUAUUAUUAUUUAUUUGUAGCGUAGUUAGUUUUUUUAGCGGUCGCGUGCCUAUUAUAACCGCGACGCCGACAUCUCAUGUCUUGUGUGUUAUUUUAUUAAUUUAUUAUUAUCGCAUGUGUAGUCAAAUAUAACGAAAUUAUCAACACGUGAAAAAUAUUAUUUUUAUUUGCCAUUACUGUAUUAUUAACAGCUAUGAAAUCAACGAAAAGAUCUUGA